CGUGUGCACAUGACGGAAGGCCUCUCCUGGACUCUCAACAUCACCUGCCUAGCCAAGAAGGCCCACCAGUGCCUCCAGUUCCUGUGGAGACUGAAGAGAGCCAAACUCCCCCUUCCCAUCCUCACCACCUUCUACAGAGACGAUAAAGGGCAUCCAACCGCAAGACCCUACAGCAGAUUGUGAAAACAGCUGAAAAGAUCAUCUAUCAUCAUCAUCUAUCAUCACUAUCGACGUCUCUUACAAACAACCACUACAUCCACAAAGCCACCAGCAUUGUGGACGACCCCUCUCAUGAACUCUUCACUCUCCUGCUAUCUGACAGAAGGUAUAGGAGCAUCCGUCCAACCACCAGCAGAAUCCACAACAGUUUCUUUCCUGAGGCAAUCAGAUUACUCAACACCCUGCUGCCUCCCAGUUCUCACGUGGGCUAGUCAAACACCUAACCCAGUAUGACUAAAUACCACUGCAAAGCUGCAUCAUGUAACUUGUUUUUGCUGCCAAUAUUGCUGCUAUACUUAUUGCUGCUACACUACAAAAUAGUUUACACUUUACAGUCUAUGUUCUGUGCAUUUAUUGUCCUGUGUAUUUAUUGUUCCACAUAUUGAUCUGUGUAUUUUUGUCCUGCACUCAUCUGACACUGUGACAAGUGAUUGCAAGUGGGUCGCAGUGCUCGCAGUGAUUUAGCUAAGUAAGACGUACUCCUGGAUUAACAUUGUUUUGUUGUUCCUGGAACAAUAUUUUUAUUAACCAAUCACUGCCCUCUGAUGUCAUCAGCAAGUUCCAAGAAACCCGACCACCGCGAUCCAUUUUAAAAAUUCCCUUUAAUACGACCCUAUCCGUCAAGAGGUAAGUCCACUGGUACACCAUCACGUCUUCAUGCAACCAAAUUUAUUUAUUAUGUGAAAAUAAAACGUAACUGCAACUUAGAGCCACCUUAUGUACCAUAACGUAGAACCGGAGCAUUUUGACACGAAGUGCCAUUUUUAUUUUUAUUUUGGUAAUUAGUGUGCUACAUUACUGAACCCCGGGAGAGGGGGCCAAGAUGGCGACGGAGUAACAUUCAUGUGCUGAAACUCUGCACUUGUUGUGCAGUUGACACAUAUUAAACUAAUAAUAAUUUCUUUACUGAUCUAAGUAAGUCUUUUUUUUCGUCUUUCUUUCGUUUUUCUAACUUUUCAAAUGAGCGCGAUGGAAGAAGAUAGGCCUGUUCGAGGUGCCAUGCAUUCUUACGCGAGAAAAUCUCUGGAGGCUGCGUUCAAGGGGAAUGACACAGCGAAUACAUCUGGAUCGGAAAUUCCCCUGCCUGAAACUCCUAAACCACCUUCCAAAAAAUCGAAAAUGGUCGACAGAGUGGCGUCGGACAAUCAGACAAUCAAGUCUCCAAUUUACACCUGAUGGAAGUUUUGGAGCGAGUUGAAAAAAAAGCAGUUGGAAUUUCUGAAUCGCAUGCAAUCCCUCGAGACAACAGUGCAAGAUAAUACGAGUUCGUUAAACAGUGUGACUGAGGCGCUUGAGUUUAUGAACAAUCAAGUAGAAGAGGUGACGAUCAAGGUGAGCUCACUACAGAACAGGGUGGAAUGCACGACCUGAUUUUGCCAAGUGGUUGCUGUCCUGAGACCAAUAUAUUUUAUGAUGUUCCUGGGACAACAACUGCGCGAGCCAGUCAACGUUUAUGAUGUCAUCAAGGUGUGCCGUGCUGCUGCCGAUUCCGCCAAAGUUUAAAAAAAAAAACAAAAAAAAAACGGCAAAACCCCUCUGUCAAGCACGCAAGUUACAAGAUGUUAAGGCAUUAAUGCGUUUCCAGAAUAGGAGGCCAGCAUUCACAGUAGGAAGUGUGGGGCCAUAUAACAUCCAAGUGCAAAGUUUAAACACGUUAAUGGAGGACAGCAAGGUUUCUGACAAGGUCAUGGAUUCCAUAUGUAAUGUUCUUAGCAAGAAUCGCCCAGGUGUUGUACAUAUCAAUUGUCGGGGACUCACAAAAAUAUUGGAUGGAUCUAAAAGGGCAAAGAGCCACUAUUUUCUCAAGAAUAACAUUUUGGAAGGGGCAACAGAGGUGUUUGGCACUUAUCUUGAGGGUGGCAAUCACUGGAGCUUUUUUGGUGUGGUUGAUUUGCCACUGGAGGACUGCACACCGCUUACUGUCGAGGUGAAGGCUUACAUCGUCUCUGUGAGGAGACUGUGCAUCGGCACAUCAGAUGUUAAUGCUACAACGAUAUGUCGUCAGCUCUACGUUUUUUUCAUUUGCAGUUAAUUGUUUUGUCAGUCGCCAUUGCGUGUCAAAAUGCUGGUCCAGGUGAACUACGGCGAACAGCAGAAGUAUGUGAAGUUGGAUCGUAUUGAAGAACUUUUUGACUUUCAUCAGUUUCACCUAAAAGUCAUUGAGAGAUUUUGCUUGCCACCAGAUGCAACAGUUAUGUACAAGGAUGCAUCAGGGACUGAAGUUGAUGAAGAAAUAUUCAGUGACCUCAUUGGACAAGGCAAUGUGGUGUUGAGUGUUUUCUCCAAUGAUCAUAAGUUUUAUUGAGUUUAAAUAAGGAGCCAAUCAUUAAGCACACAAUAAGUAUGCGACAUUUGCUUUUUCAUGUUUAAAAAUAAGAUUUGUGUAGUAGUCAUCAAUUUUUGUAUUUCUAAUAUUUGCUGAUUUUUCAGACUCCUUCUCUUCUGAGAUGUCUGACUCCAGCAGUAGCUCAAGUGCAUCAACUGUCAUCUUAAAUGAAGUCCCUAACAAGAGACAAAGAACUGAGGAGGCAGCAUCAGCAUCUGCUAAACAGUUGAUUGAAGAUGUGCUAAAAUCCAAGUCUGGUGGUGAAGCAGUAAUACAGGAGUAUCAAGCAACAGAAACGCUUACAGAUGCCACAAGACGACAAAUGAUAAAUAUACUGGUGGCUCACCUGAUUGAAACACAUGGGCAACUCCCCACUAAAGCAAUCAGAUAGCAGUAUGCUUUAGGCAUAGUGAUGUUGUUUCCUUCUCUGAGAGAUCCGUAUUCCAAGAAAGGCUAUGAACACUUCUAUGAUCCAGCAAGCAACACAGGAUAUAUCGCCUGGCGUAUGAAAACGGUCCCUCGAAAGAUCCGUUGAGGAUCUUUGCCACCUGAUAGCCCUCUUGAUGUUACACCUGGAGGACCAAAAGGCCAAAGGGCUACUAAUUUUACAGGGCAACUUCAUGGGGAUGCUUGCAAAGAAGCCAUGUCUUUACUCAAUCACACCACAGACAGGUCCCAAAUUUUUCAGAAAAUGAGAGAGACCUUUGAACAUCGGCAGAAGCUUAUCAAAGAUCCGGGCUUUACCGUUCAUAUCCUCUCUACCUUCCCAAGAUUUCUGGACACAAAAGGGCUGGUGGAACAAGACUUCACUCUGCUUUUUGAUGAUGAGACUUCCUCCAGACUGCUUCAGAAGUGGGACAUGUUCUUCAAACCAAAUGUAAUAAAAGAGGCCAAGCGACUGGCUUUCAACACCAGAGUUGACACAGUUGUUGCUGUCAGCUGAAACACCUGAAGAAAGUGAUCCUGAUGAAACAAGAAUUCAUGACCAGGAAAUGGCAUCCCUUUUGUUGCUGAUUCAUCUCCUUCCACCAUCACCAGGAGGACCGAAGUGUCCAAAAAUUAGUGCAUGUGACGCUGUAAAAGACUUGUCAUCUUUCAUAAGUCAUGCUGCAGUUUGGAGGAACAUCUCAACAACACCCAGCUGCAGCAUCCGUACCUCCUUGCUGUUGGACGUCAGAAAAGCAAGAUUGAAAGCUUCUACAUCACCUUGGACAAGCAUCUGAUUCCGUGUCAGGCAAACCGCUCUCUAGGGGCAUUUGAUGAACUUUUCAAAGCACAUUUUGUGUUUAAUUUGUCUUAUCACAGAGCACUUGUCAACUUUUACACGUUCCUGCAGACAACAGUGUAUAACAUUGAUGUGGGGCAAAUGAAGGAGUCACCCAGAGUCAAAGACUUGAGAGCCAGAUUGCUUAACCAGACAGUAACCUUAUCUUAAUUGCAGCGCAUUGUAAUGUUGAGAGAUGCUGAUCUGUUUCAUUUGUAAGAAACAGCACCCUUGCAGUCAAAAGUUGAUUUCUCAUUUAAGAGGUGAACAUAGUUACUAUCCUGGAUCUAAGUUCAGCUUGAUUUGUUCUCAGCACGGUUGUAGGCAUCAGUUUGAAACAUAUGCCGGAUUUCGUAAACACCUUAAUAAUGUUCAUAGCAAUGUUCAGCAAAUUGCUCAGACUUCAACUGCUGCAUGUUCCUUAAGUGAGCCGGUUGUAAGCACAUCUCAAGCAGAUUCUUUGGAGGACCAAAUUAAUCCUCAGCACCAGUCUCCUUGUUCCAGUACUUCCUCUGGUAACAAUGAUUCCAGGCGUACUACAGAAUUGUGUGAAUCAAUUGUAGCGAAAUUACAAUCAAGUGGGAUUCCAAAUAGUUUAGUGUCAUCAAUUGUCGGAGAUUUAGAGGACCUAACAGAUGAGCUUCACUCACAAGCAAAGCAUAACAUGCUUUCAGCUUUACCUACAAGUGACCCGUACAAAUCUGUAAUAGAUGAAUCUUUUAAAAAAAUUGAAAAUACAUUCACAAAUCUGAAUACAGAAUGGAAAAGAAAUAAAUACUUCAAAGAAAAAUGGGGAGUUGUUGAGCCAGUUGAGAUUACACUUGGAGUGAGAUAUGACAGCAGACUGAAUCAGAAAUCUGGUAAUUACGACCAACUACCAGUGAAAGAUACUUUUAUAUAUGUUCCGAUUUUAGAAACGUUGAAAUUCAUGUGCAGAAAUUCAGACAUUUGUGAUCUCCUAAGGGAAGACUGUAGAUCAGAGCCUGACACUUUUUCAGAUUUUAAUGAUGGUACUUAUUUUAAAACCCACCCUUUGUUUACAACAAAGAAACAUGCUUUACAAAUUCAAAUAUAUUAUGAUGAUUUUGAAACGGCCAAUCCCCUUGGCUCCAAACAUUGCAUUCACAAAAUUGGCUGUCUUUAUUUUAUUGUAAGAAACUUGCCCCCAAAAUUUAAUUCUGUUCUAAUGAACAUUAAUUUGUUGUCACUCUUUCACACACAAGAUAUAAGUAAGUAUGGCUUUGAUAUUAUACUGGAACCAUUGAUAAAUGAUAUAAAAGUACUGGAAAGCCAAGGAUUAAGUCUUCCAUUUUCAGAUGAGCAGAUAUAUGGCACAAUUGCACAGAUAACUGGAGAUAAUCUAGGGAUGCACUCAAUACUGGGGUUUAUUGAGUCAUUUAGUAGCCAUCAUUUCUGUCGACUUUGUUUAAUUGAUAAAAAUGAUUCUCAAACAGUGUACAGUGAAGACGAUCCUAAAGUGAUCCUUCGUGGAAAAGAAAUUUAUGAAAUGCAUUGUCAGUCUCUCCAAGAAAACCCACAGUUGAGGUCACUGAAUGGUUUGAAAAAAAAAAUCUACACUAAACACAUUGAAGUAUUUUCAUGUUUGCUAUAACUACUCAUUUGAUAUAAUGCAUGAUCUUCUUGAAGGUGUGGCUCAGUAUGAAAUGAAAUUACUUUUUGGAUAUCUCACACAAAACUUAAUUUCGGAAGAGGAUUUACUUUCAAGGAUUUAUUCCUUUGAUUAUGGGUUUUUGGAACGUAAAAACCGUCCCACAAAGGUUAUAUUGGAGAGUGCUUAUAAUGGAAUUGGUUUAAAUUCCAUUCAGACAUUGUGUCUUGCGAAAAACCUCCCACUUUUGUUUGGUGAUAUUGUUCCUCCAGGAAACAAACACUGGAGUUUAUUGUUGCUGUUGCUUCCAAUAAUGAACAUUGUGUUUUCACCUUGUUUAACUACAGGCAUGACAAUUUAUUUGAAGCAUUUGAUUGUGGACCACCACAAACUAUUUAAGUCCUUGUAUCCACAUAAAAAUUUGUUACCUAAGCAUCAUUUUAUGAUCCAUUACCCCUCUUCUAUAAGGAAAAUUGGCCCCUUAUUACAUAUGUGGUCUAUGAGAUUUGAGGCCAAACACAAGCUAUUUAGACUUUUUCAAAAAUUUCAAAAACAUCACAAAAUCAUUGGCUAAAAGACAUCAGAUGGUCAUUGCUUAUCACUGGGAAACCUUUACCCUCAAACAAAAUGAGUUUGGGCCAAUUAAAUCAUUUUCCCUUAGACCUGAGAAUGUGGUCAACAAUGAAAUUCUUCAAAUGUUGUUGUCAGAAGAAGUUUUUUCAACAAGUUGGGUUAAAGGUGAUGGUGUAGAAUACAGAGCUGGACUUGCUGUUUGCAGUGCAAUGGAAGAUACAAUUCCAGUUUUUUGUCAAAUAAGUGAUGUACUUUUGGUUGACAAUAACAUUUAUUUACUGUCAAACAAGCUGUUUACAGAGACAUUUGAUGAGCACUUUCAUGCUUUUAGAGUACUACGAAGUGAGGAAAAGUGUAUUUUAAAAAUGUCUAAGAUUUUAUAUUAUAAGCCAUUUGAUGUUCAAAUCUCAUACAGUGUUGCAGAUGAAGGUUUGUAUGUUAUACCUUCUUUUGUUAUGGUUUAAUGAAACUUUUAAGUGUACUGCAAGGGAGAAUUAAAAAUAAACAAG
This is a messenger RNA of Pangasianodon hypophthalmus (striped catfish), 6500 nucleotides long. RefSeq lists its product as uncharacterized. The transcript is spliced from 13 exons. Lineage: Eukaryota; Metazoa; Chordata; Actinopteri; Siluriformes; Pangasiidae. The record is from RefSeq and is a predicted model, not a curated record. Bases 4006 to 5421 code for a protein of 471 amino acids.